UAUUCCUACGCUCCCUCGCUCUCUCUGUUUCUCAAUUCUCGUUUAUUCAAUUCAUUUCAAUUUCUACUCUUUCUCUCUCUUAACCGUGCGGCGGAUCUAGGUCACCGCCGUCGCGAUCUCGAGUUGGAUACGGUGGCGGCAAUGGCGGAGUUGCCGGAAAAUCGCCGGCACUCUUCUUCCAGUUCAUCCAGUUCGAGCAAUCUCUCUGUCGGAGUGGAUCGUGAAUUAGAUGCCGGAAACAGAAGCACUGGCAAGCACGUGGAGGACAGUACAGAUGCUGUUGCCAAUGGAGGCUCCCUUGAUAACGGUGGUAGCUCUUCAGCCUCAGGCUUUCCUGGCGGGGAGUUGUCUAAAGCGACCACACUGCCAGCGGACAUAUCACUUGGAGAUAAAUUGGAGUUGGACAUAUCACAUGGAGAUAAAUUGGAGUCAAGUUCAAGUAAGUUUAAAUUGGAAAGGUCUAAAACAGAGAGACAAAAACAUCUAAGGCCUGAAGAUGCAGCACAGAUUUUUGAUGACAAAAUUCCUGUCCAGGAGAAGCUAAAAUUGUUGAACAGAAUAGCUACUGUAAAAGAUGAUGGAACUGUAGAAUUUGAAGUUCCAGGAGAUGUUGAACCUGAAGCUCUUGGUGCUCGAUCUAAAUAUGUAAAUAAUGUAGUUGAUGAUUCACUUGACGCAACGGACUUUCAUUACAUUCCACCGUUGAAUAUAGUGAUGCUUAUUGUUGGUACUCGAGGAGAUGUGCAACCAUUUGUUGCAAUAGGCAAACGCUUGCAGGACUAUGGCCAUCGUGUUAGAUUAGCAACACAUUCAAAUUUUAAGGAGUUUGUUUUGACAGCCGGGUUGGAGUUUUAUCCAUUAGGCGGUGAUCCAAAAGUCCUUGCUGGUUAUAUGGUUAAAAAUAAGGGCUUUCUUCCAUCGGGACCUUCUGAGAUACCUAUUCAGCGAAAUCAAAUGAAGGAUAUUAUUAAUUCUCUCCUUCCAGCUUGUAAAGAACCUGAUAUUGAUUCCGGUGUCCCCUUUAAAGCAGAUGCAAUCAUUGCCAAUCCCCCAGCAUAUGGGCAUACCCAUGUGGCAGAGGCACUUAAAAUUCCAAUUCAUAUUUUUUUCACAAUGCCAUGGACGCCAACCAGUGAAUUUCCACAUCCUUUGUCCCGUGUAAAGCAACAGGCUGGAUAUAGGCUUUCAUAUCAAAUAGUUGACUCAUUGAUAUGGCUGGGAAUAAGAGACAUGAUUAAUGAUCUUAGGAAGAAAAAGUUGAAGCUACGACCGGUCACAUAUUUAAGUGGCUCACAAGGUUCUGAUACUGAUGUUCCACAUGCAUAUAUAUGGAGUCCUCAUCUUGUUCCUAAACCAAAAGAUUGGGGACCAAAAAUUGAUGUAGUAGGGUUUUGCUUUCUUGAUCUUGCAUCAAACUAUGAACCUCCAGAAUCCCUUGUAAAAUGGCUCAAAGAUGGUGACAAGCCUAUUUACAUUGGAUUUGGUAGCCUUCCUGUUCAAGAACCAAAAAAGAUGACACAAAUAAUUGUAGAAGCACUGGAGAAAACUGGACAGAGGGGCAUCAUCAAUAAAGGAUGGGGAGGUCUGGGGCAUUUGGCAGAACCAAAGGACUCUAUAUACUUGUUGGAUAAUAUCCCUCAUGAUUGGCUAUUCUUACAUUGCAAGGCCGUGGUGCAUCAUGGAGGUGCAGGAACGACAGCUGCUGGGCUGAAAGCUGCUUGCCCAACGACCGUAGUUCCAUUUUUUGGUGAUCAACCAUUUUGGGGUGAGAGAAUACAUGCUAGAGGAGUUGGUCCCCCACCUAUCCCUGUUGAUGAGUUUACGCUUCCCAAGUUGGUUUAUGCAAUAAAUUUUAUGCUAGAUCCCAAGGUAAAGGAGCGUGCAAUUGAACUUGCCAAGGCCAUGGAAAAUGAGGAUGGAGUGACAGGAGCUGUGAAAGCAUUUUUAAAGCAGCUUCCUCAAAAGAAAACAGAACCUGAUUCAGAGCCGCUGCCGUCUAGCAUUUUCUCUAUAAGUAGAUGCUUUGGUUGUUCGUGAUUCAAUGCAAGUAGGUCAAACCUCACCUUUUGUCAAUCUAUUGUGUAAAUCACGAAAUUGUUACUGCGUCUAUGAGAUGCGCUCGACUUAACCCUGUCCAUGUGGUUACAUAUUUCCGUGGAUCAUACUAUUCAGCUUCAAUAUGUAUGUAAGUUCUGUUUGUAUUUAAUUCAUAUUCAUUAAGAUCAAGUGAGGCUAAUGGCUUUUUGUUCUUUACUUUUGUUUUUCACUACAGUAUAUCCGUUUGUGACCAUGACCCGAUAUUUUUUCUCAUUUUUGUCCAAAUUCUUCUCUAUUGUAUAAAAUUAACUGUACGCUAUAUGAAAUA
Molecule: messenger RNA, 2365 nt
Organism: Gastrolobium bilobum
Lineage: Eukaryota; Viridiplantae; Streptophyta; Magnoliopsida; Fabales; Fabaceae
Product: sterol 3-beta-glucosyltransferase UGT80A2
Exons: 14
Coding region: 142-2037 (631 amino acids)
Biological process (GO): carbohydrate metabolic process
Molecular function (GO): UDP-glycosyltransferase activity; hexosyltransferase activity
Source: RefSeq, a predicted model, not a curated record